Pyricularia oryzae 70-15 is the source of this 201-nucleotide messenger RNA. RefSeq lists its product as uncharacterized. The coding region runs from base 1 to 201 and encodes 66 amino acids. The record is from RefSeq and is a predicted model, not a curated record. The transcript has 2 exons. NCBI's taxonomy places the organism in Eukaryota, Fungi, Ascomycota, Sordariomycetes, Magnaporthales, Pyriculariaceae.
AUGACUGCAUCAGCGGAUGCCGACAUCAGAAGGGACCGGGCAAAAGGCGACACACAAAAGGGUGACAGGGCCUCCUCGCCAAGACAGGAUGGUACCCAGCAUUGGGGGAGUCCCCAGACAUGCCGAUUCUUGCAGGACCACUGCCAAGUUCCGCUCGAAUGGUUGCAGGUGUGGUGGGGGGGCCGGUUUAAUCAGAGUUGA